GAAACAUCGGCUUAUAUUCUCUCGCGUCUGAACACAGGCCUAUGACACUCCGGUAACUACCGAGGCGGCUCAAUCAACAUUUCAUGAUUUCAUUGAAACUGGCAACAUAAAAGGAGACGUAAAAGUUUCUGACAAUGUUGCGGGCAAUACUUGUUGUCGCCGUCGCUUUUACGACAGCGGUUGUCAGCGGAGAGUGGUGCGGGUCCUUCAGCUGUCCGCGUUCGUACGACAGCCCCGAUCAGAAAUGGUGCUGUGCGACCAACCGUUGCUGUGAUGGCAGCAAGGAGCAGUGGACUUGGACACGGUCAAAUUUCAGCCUCUGGCCGAUUUUUACUGUCGUGGGUUUCCUCGUCGCCGCCAUCUCCAUUGCCUGUCGCUGCUACUUUCUGAGAAAGCACAGUCGGAGGAACCAAUCACAGGCGGCACCUGUGGCGCAGCCCGUGCAGAACCUACCGGGCCAGUAUCCCCUGUACCCCCCUACACAGCCUCCUGCCUACCCACAGCACCCACCUGGACAACCCCCACCCUACCCACAGCAACCUCCACCCUACCCACAGCAACCCCCACCCUACCCACAACAACCCCCACCCUACCCACAACAACCCCCGGGCUUCGACAACCCAGCCUACCCACAAAAUCCUCCAGCUCCAGAUGCUCCACCCAAGAUGUAGUUACGUGCGGCCAGUUGCCGCGUGAUUCACCAUUGCAAGGAUUUUGUCGUAGACUGUAUGUUAUGAAGAGUAGAUCAUGAAGAGAGAGAUGUUUCCCCAUUUCGUGAAUUUGAAUUUUGUCAUAUCGAUUUAGACUGCCGGGCAGCAGACAGUGAGGAAUGGAAGCAUGUAAGUGUAGUUUGUCUUCAGUUGCUUUCAAGAAAGAAGCCAAAACACAGCAAUAUCAGAUUUCGACAAUAAUUAUCAAUAUCUGAACUAAAGUACCCGCAUAUGCAUGUCUCACAAUGGUGCUGAUUACUUAUUCAAUGUAUUUAUCGUACUGCAGCUAUCUGCAAGUACAGCCUGCUCAAGAAAUUUCUCUAAAUGUAUCAUUGUAAUACAUCAAGUAAAGCUCGUAGAAUACAUCAUCCGCCAUGGCAUAAUAACUCUACAAGUAACACCAAAAGGCACUAGGACUCAAUAAAAGCAAAAGUGUU
Molecule: messenger RNA, 1147 nt
Organism: Branchiostoma belcheri (Belcher's lancelet)
Lineage: Eukaryota; Metazoa; Chordata; Leptocardii; Amphioxiformes; Branchiostomatidae
Product: spore coat protein SP85-like
Exons: 4
Coding region: 135-671 (178 amino acids)
Source: RefSeq, a predicted model, not a curated record